AUGGCUUCAGUAAAGGAGUUGGCCGCAGCGCUAAAUCUUGCGGAGAAGUUGUGCCUGCGUCCUUCAGGUCAGGGGGUGGCCAGUAAGCCGUUUCAGGCAUGUAUCUGGAGCAGUAUCAUCGCUAACCUCAGAGCCACGGUGAAGGUGAAGAAGAGACGCGUCAAUCUCAAGGCACACAACGACUGUUUCCUGGGGUCUGACGCGGUGGAUGUCGUAUCCACCCACAUCCUCCAUUGCAGGUUCUUUGAGGGCGUAGAAAUUGAGCGUGCCAAAGUGGUGUUUGUUUGUCAGGCACUCCUGGACUGCAAUGUGUUUGAGGCAGUGGGAACCAAGGUGUUCGGCAAAGAGAAGAAACGUCUUGAGUUCCAUGAUGGCAGGAGCAGCCUCUACAGGUUCCUGAACGCACAGAACCCGUCUCUGGAGGAGAUAGAGAGGGUCCUUCAUCCAGGGAUCCAGACCAUGUUCUGCUGCAGGACUAAACCCAGCAUUCAAGAUGAGACUGGCUUUACCCACAGUACACCUGUUAAAUUAAACCUACCCUUGAAGACACUGGAGGAGAAUAUAAGCCCAAGCAAAGGAUCAAUGGAUUCAACACUACCACAGUAUUUGGUGGAUGACGUGUGGCAGGAGCAGACCAUGCUCCGCCUGCUGCAGCUCCUGGAGCUCCCUCUGCUGGACACUCUGCUCCACAGCGUCAACGCCCCCUCCCCCCAGCGCCUGGGGAACGGGAACCCUGACCUCAUCUACACCAGCAACUAUCUGGACAGAGAAGUCCUCCGCGCCUUCAGGGACUCACAGACGGAUCCUUGGCUCUGUGCUGCGCUGGACUGUCUGGACGUCCUCCCUGACCAGUACCUGGUCCAGGUGAGCCGCGAGCUGCCCAGGUGUGCUUCCCUCGAGGUGGGCGACACCGAGCCGGGGCUCUGCCCAGGUGUGAGCCCAGAGGCCCGGCCUCGUAGACCAGGCAUGAUGCAGUGCAAGCUCCUGCUGUUUGACACCCUCCUGAGAUACUACAGCCAUCCAGACCGCCAGCCCCUGCUGUCCCCUCACAUGGCAGACAUCUAUACUGGAGUCACUGACCUGCUGGUGCAGGGCCGUCUGGACCAGGCUCUGGAGGCCAUGCAGCUGAGCCUCAAGCUUCUCCAGCAGCACAGGAGGGAGGAGCUGCAGGCACUGCUCUGCUUCAUGACCCUGGCUGCCCACCCUCAGGAGCUCCCACUGGAUAAGGAGGUUGAGAACAGACUGGUGGUGAAGAGGUCUUUCUCCAGAGCUAUCAUCCACAUCAAGCAUCUUUCCAAAGAGAAGGUGGAUCUCCUUCUGCGGUUCAUGAUGGACAAUCUUGAGGACAUAUUUAAGAUACCCGGUGCCCUUCACAAGCUGGUUAGUGACAAACUCUCCAGCAUCAUCCUAGGAAAGCAACCUGAUGUCACUGGCUCUGUGUUCUGUCAGCAAAUUUCCACUAAAACAUUUGAGGACGCCGCUACAACCACCAGUGAGCUGCAUGCCUUGCUGAAAAGCAUCCAUGAGGACCCAAUGCACUCGGCCAAGAAAAAGAAACGGCUCCUCGGCCAGUUUUAUCAAGGCCACCCAGAGAUAUUUGUGCAGUAUUUUGGUGAUUCUGUGUCUACUAUGUUGUAA
This is a messenger RNA of Hypomesus transpacificus, 1638 nucleotides long. Its product is annotated as DEP domain-containing protein 7-like. The record is from RefSeq and is a predicted model, not a curated record. NCBI's taxonomy places the organism in Eukaryota, Metazoa, Chordata, Actinopteri, Osmeriformes, Osmeridae. The coding region runs from base 1 to 1638 and encodes 545 amino acids. The transcript has 10 exons. Gene Ontology annotation, biological process: intracellular signal transduction.